Bipolaris sorokiniana ND90Pr is the source of this 2730-nucleotide messenger RNA. RefSeq lists its product as uncharacterized. The record is from RefSeq and is a predicted model, not a curated record. The transcript has 11 exons. NCBI's taxonomy places the organism in Eukaryota, Fungi, Ascomycota, Dothideomycetes, Pleosporales, Pleosporaceae. Bases 1 to 2730 code for a protein of 909 amino acids.
AUGGCAUCUGCAAAUUCAUACGGUGGCCCAAUAGCUCUCGAAAACUCAAAGUAUGCCAGUCCGUUACACAAGAAACCAUCUUCGGUCACUUCCACGCCUUUCCUGUCGCCUGUCGCCACUCCGAAAAGCGGCAGCACCACCGCAAUUGAGCAGCACAACUCUGACGUUCAACUCGCUAUUGCCCAUGGGAACCGUCUCUAUGAUGAGGUGAAUCAGCAUGCUGCGAAAUUGUCCGCCGUCAUUUCGGGCACGAUUGCAAACACUCACCGUUUACUCAACCUCAUUCGAGAGGCAUCUCCUGACACGAGCAAUGCCACCGUCGAGGCCCUGUGGAGUGAGUUGGAAAAGCUCUAUACUGCAAUGAAUGAUGCAAAGGCGGCACUGCCCACAUUUCUGGAUAAGCAGCGCAACAACAUCAGCUUGUACCACACUGCCAUGAUGAAUCAAAUGAUCCAAGACACACAGCACGAGCUAAACAUUCAGCACAAGAAGGUUAACAUUCAACAUGAUCUGAUCCUCGAACACCACGAAGCAUUCCAUGCAUACAAAGCGCAGACUGCCGCCAAAAUCAAAGACAUUGAGGCCCUUCAGGAACGUGUUUCGCGUCUCACGCUUGAAAAAGGCAAUCUCCGCACUGAAGUGGACAAGUACAUGCAGCUUCUCGAGAAGGAACACGCCACCGAGGCUGAAGACCUACGUAAGGCUGAUGCUAUGCAGAAGGAGCUAGAGACUAUCGCAGCUUCUAAUAAACAGCUCCUUGUAGAAGUCGAUGCGCUGCGACAGAAACUCGAAGAACAUCAGGGCAAGACCAAUACAGAUCAACAGUCUACCGAAAAGUUGAAGUUGAUCACUGGUCAACUCGCUGAAGAAAGGAAGACCACCGCAGCCCUCAUGGCAAAAAUCACUAAUUUAGGAGAGAGUGAACAUAUCGCCAGACUUGAUGCCGACAAAGCCAAAAAAGAGCACAAAACUCUAAGCGAGAAGUACAGCAACCAGGCAGCAGAGCAUGCAAAGGCGUUUGUGGUAUGCACAUUCGAUUGGACUAUUCAAGUGCAGAUGAAGCUAAUACAUGUACAGAAACUUAAAGAGCAAUCCAAAGAGAUCGACGGUCUGAAAAAUGGCAUUGGACGCUUACAGAAGGAAAACACUGAGUUGCAGCAGCGCCUGGCUAAGCUUACUGAUAUCGACCACCAAGUCAUCAAACUCGAUCAUGAAAACUUGGAGUUGUCGGGGCUUGUUAGCAGUCUUACUAGUCAGUUGAAAGCGGCCCAAGAUGAAGUGAGCAAUACCAGGUUUGAGAAGGAGGCGCUUUCCAAGAAGGUGGAGUCAUUGAGCAAGGCAGUCGAGCCUACGGAUUCCGAUACCGCCGAUCUCAUUCGCAAACAGGCCGAGAAAAUCGCCGUUCUCGAAAACACGCUGGAAGAGUGGACUGACCUAGCCAAGCGCUCGUAUAAGGAAUACAAGGACAUGCUUCCGACGUACAAGCAGGCCGAGCAGUAUCGCAAGGAUGCUCUCGACAGGGAAAAAACCAUUAAGGGUUUGCAAAAGGAACUCAUUACAGCCAAGGCUUCGCAGAACAACGGUGACACCACCUACUGGAAGAACAAACGGAGAAAUAGCGAAAGCACUAAGGAAGCAGCCGGCAAGAACAACAUCUGCAUCGAUCGUGCCAAGUUUCUUGUCAAGGAUGCUGCUGCUGCUCUUUUGGUUGUGUUUUAUCGUCUUUGUGUUGGCAUGGCUAUCCAUGUAGCGGGAAAGACUGGUACGAGAAUCCAGUGGCCAACGCACGGAACGAUGGAUCCGGUUAGUUGGUCAUGUUACAUCAACGUGCACCAAGCCAUUCCACGUGGUCUAGACAAUAAGUUCGAUGCGAGGCUAUGUUACGUUGGUGUGUUGCAGAAAGGCCAAGUAGUAGAUGCAUAUGCCAGCGAUAUCGGGAAGAGACAAGCCGGUUGCCCCUUUUUACAAAAUCAAGGAACUCCCAUGAUGGUCUACACCUUGGUGAAGGAUACUUCCUGCUCCGAGAAACCCCCCCAGCAUCUCCGUGAAUACACCUUCCGCACAAUCAGCGUACGUUUGGAUCUACAAUGGCAGAGCGACGGCCAGGAGAGGGCAUUCAUUGGCUGUCUAUUUGAUAACAUUCAAGAUGGUGUGGUUGAUCUGCAAGUCCGCUGCGAUCUGCACUGCAUGUGUACACUACACCUAGGCAGAGUCCGCGGAACUUUGCGGGGGAAGGGAAGGGAAGAAGGGAAGGUGUGGACGCCAAACUUUCCGUUGGACGGCGGUGUGGCUUGCAGAGGACCCUGGGCUAGAAGGCCCUCGAUUGCUUCGGUCAUAGUAGGGCGUCGUACGAAGUCAGUUUGCCCAGCCCGUCCAUGGACACACCGGAUGGAUAGUGCCCGCCCAUCAAAUGAAGCUACCGACAAGGGCCUAGGCUGCAAAGGGGCAAGAGACCUCGUGCAAGAUGAGGAUCAGGUGUGGCAAAACGGCGCUUCAGCUGCAGAUCGCCAAAAGCUUGACUGGUCAGGAGGCGCCGUGUCUGGCUGGCUGCCGUGGGCGAUGCGUUCACUCUACAGAUGCAUCGACGUGGGCCGCGAGUGGGAUACGGAGUUGAGGCGGAUUACGCAAAAAUGCCCUAGUCAAACAAUGGCUAGCGUGGGUGGAGUCUGUAAAAUCGCGUGUCGUCGCUAUGCAUGCGUGCCCUUCCACACAGACAUCAAGGCCUGUUAG